Molecule: messenger RNA, 1011 nt
Organism: Venustampulla echinocandica
Lineage: Eukaryota; Fungi; Ascomycota; Leotiomycetes; Helotiales; Pleuroascaceae
Exons: 6
Coding region: 1-1011 (336 amino acids)
Source: RefSeq, a predicted model, not a curated record
AUGGCGUCUAAAUCCAACCUAGUACCAAUCGUGCCAAGGAUAAGAGGGGAAAUCAUCGCCCAUAGUGUCGUCACCUUCCUCGUGUUGGUAGUCGUAGGCUUUCGACUUCUCGGCCGCGUUCGGGGAAUCGGCCUAGGAUGGGAUGAUGGUUUGGUGGUUCUCGGGACUCUUAUGGCCAUCGCAUUGUUGGCCAUGGAGGGCGUCUGGGCGACUCUAGGUGAGGGCCACGAUUUAAUACCUACGGAGCCAUAUUUCCCACAAUUGAUGGCAAACACUCCUCAGAUUCUCCAGAUGCUCGUCGCCUUCACUUUGGUAUAUCUCCAAGCACUAGGAGCGAUCAAGUGUAGCCUUCUGACCUUCUACCUACGCAUGUUCCCAAGCCGAAAGAUGCAACUCAUCAUCAAGUUUAGCAUUGUGAUGACGCUGGUUUGGCUUGUCGCCCAUGACCUUGCCUUGAUCUUUCUCUGCAAGCCUGUGCAAUACCAGUGGGACCUGACGAUACCUGCUGACCAGAAUCCAACUUGUGGGGACGCACUGAGCCUCUAUACCAGUGUGGUGACUACGAACAUUUUCUCAGACUUCUGGAUCAUGGGCCUACCUAUGUACUCCAUUUGGCACUUGAAAAUGCGGACUGGAGAAAAGAUUGCUCUGACCGUCUGUUUCCUCCUUGGCCUUGGGCGGUACAAGCAGAAGAUGACAUCGUCCCGGCUGAACGAGGGGACCGGUGAUCAAUUCAAGGAUAGCGAGGCCACAGCCGGCUCCAGAAAUAAAUCUGCUGGUAACAAAAUGGGUGGAUCCGCGAGAUCAUAUGGAGCUGCAACCCUAGUUGACGACACAUGGGAAUUGAAUAACUACACACCGGGCGGCGCCAACAACGGCAAGAAGCAAUUAUAUGAAGAUACAGCGGAAUCUCUUGACGACCGUGGUUCAGAGAAGAGAUUAACAUCUCCAAACUUCCCGCCUCCUUCCCAGAUUGCUGUCCGAACUGAUUGGACUGUUUCAAGGGCUUGA